CUCUCUCUCUCUCUCUCUCUCUCUCUCUGCCUUCACAAAUUAUCACUCAAAUAUGGCUUUAAAAAGCUCUCUCCUUCUCAUUCUUCCUCUCAUAUUUUCCCUUUCUCUCUCUCACCCCACAUCAGGGAAUGAGGAUUCUCCAAAGCAGAAGGAAUUGGUAAUUGGGUCAAGGCCACCACGGUGCUUCAACAAGUGCUUGAAUUGCAGGCCAUGUGUUGCUGCUUUGGUUAUUUCUCAGCGCCAUAAAGGGGUUCAUAAUAGUGCCUUUUCUAAUUUGGAGGCCGCUCUUCCAGCCCCUAGGGAUGAUGCCUAUUAUCUUCUCUCAUGGAAAUGUAAGUGUAAAGAUAAGUACUUCCAACCUUAGAAACCAAAAUAAAGGCUCAUUCUCCUCCCAGGUUUCUUCUUUAUGGGGAUGAAAUCCAAUGGAGAAUGCUUGUAAGUACAUUAUUUAAUGCGAAUAAGUUAGUUGUUUUGGUUGAAUCAGAUGUAUGGAUUAUUGUCCAUAAACCGUCCAUUGGACCA
Messenger RNA from Cucurbita pepo subsp. pepo (vegetable marrow), 522 nucleotides. Its product is annotated as EPIDERMAL PATTERNING FACTOR-like protein 8. The record is from RefSeq and is a predicted model, not a curated record. Gene Ontology annotation, biological process: stomatal complex development; guard cell differentiation. NCBI's taxonomy places the organism in Eukaryota, Viridiplantae, Streptophyta, Magnoliopsida, Cucurbitales, Cucurbitaceae.